AUGGCUCCGCGCCUGUUUUCUCGCGACUCGAGCUCCCUCGAGCACCAGCUGCCCUUCACAGGCGACGCCGUCCACGACGCCGACUUCGCACACGAUCAAUCGCAGGCAGAGCAGGGAGCCCAAACCCUCCCGCGCCGGAUAAGAGCCCAGUCUCUCGCCUCUGGCACGCUCCCUGGAUCGUAUACGCGCAAUCCCGUCCGGUCUUUCGCACACCAGACGUCCCAUGGCUUUGCAGAAACCCCCCAGUACGCAUCGCAAGGCGUCCGCGAGAGGAGCUCCCAAUUGGCCUCGUACGCACUCGAUUCCGAAGAAUACCAAGACCGCCCGCAACGACACAGCUUUGCAGAGGCGGAUACCGUGUCAGGCAGACAUGCUGGUCUACUAUCCGAAUACCACGGAGGACGAGCAUCGCCAGACUCGGCCCUCUGGACGGAUACAAUAGAAGAAGACAGCGAAGCAGAAACACCUGAGACGACUAUCGGACCUCAGCACGCAGAUAGGAGCUUCUUCAGCCCAAAGCUGGGGGUAGACAAGGCGCAGCGUCGCGACUCACACGAGGGGUCACCAAGCUCAGAAGUACCAGAUGUAGUCGUUCAGGAUACAGAGCGGACGCCUCUGCUGCCUGCACCAAGACUGUCACGCUUAGACCCACAGUCUAAGCAGAAACCCAUGCUCAGCCAGUCGUCGCAUUCAUCGACUUCUUCAACCCUACCUCUUCGCAUAAAAGAGACCUUCACAUCCGGCCGAGAACAUGUGCUUGGCCUCGGUAGAUCCCUAGCAAAUCCAAAGAACUACUCCAAGGAUGCUCUCGUUUCCGGCGCCCUCGGAAGCGUUCAGAUCAUAUCUGCUGUGUUCCUAGGCUUACUUCUGAACUUGUUGGAUGCACUUUCGUAUGGUUACAUCCUCUUCCCUCUCGGAUCGCCAAUCUUUAGUCAGACGGGCCCGGAUGGCAUCUCCAUCUUUUUCGUGAGCUGCAUUGUUUCGCAGCUCUGCUAUUCCCUUGGGCUCUCAGUCUUCAAAGGCGGCGUUGGAUCUGAAAUGAUCGAAGUUGUACCCUUCUUCCACAAGAUGGCAUAUUCGAUCAUGGGCCAAAUGGAAGACAAGCCCCCAGAGGCCGUCAUCGCUACCACAAUCGUCGCGUAUUGUCUGAGCUCAAUUCUCACCGGCCUCAUCUUCUUAGCCCUCGGCGGCUUCAAACUUGGCAACCUGGUCAGUUUCUUUCCUAGACACAUUCUCAUUGGAUGCAUUGGUGGAGUAGGCUUCUUCCUUGUUGUCACUGGUAUCGAGGUAUCAGCGCGUAUCGAGGGUAACCUCAACUAUGAUCUCGCGACUCUGCACAAGCUCUUUUCUUCCGACACUUGGUAUCUAUGGAUCCUUCCGCUUAGUCUUGCUAUCAUCAUUAUGGUACUACAACGAUUGGUAAAGCACCCGUCAGUGAGCCCAUACCUGUUACCAGCUUUCUUCAUCACUGUUUUCGCUACCUUUUACCUUAUCGUGAAGGGUAUCUUGCACAAGGACUUGGAGCCUGUUCGCAACGCUGGAUGGAUUUUUGAGCAACCAGAGGCCGGCGUCAAGUUUUACCGGUUCUAUUCAUACUUCAAGUUUGGCAGCAUCGACGUAUCAGCUUUGGCUAGUACCAUACCGACCAUGUUUGCGCUAUCCUUCUUCGGCAUCAUCCAUGUGCCUAUCAAUGUUCCAGCCUUGGGUGCUGCGGUCAAAGAAGACAGCCUAGAUGUUAAUCGAGAGCUGAUAGCCCACGGCAUUUCGAAUACAUUGUCUGGCUUUUUCGGUAGUAUUCAGAACUACUUGGUCUAUGCGAACAGUGUAAUGUUCAUUGCCAAUGGCGGCAACAGUCGGGUCGCCGGCGUGUUGCUUGCAUUUGCAACGACUGCAGUGUGGAUAGCCGGUCCCGCUAUGAUAGGCUAUAUUCCAAUUUGUCUAGUCGGCGCUCUCAUCUUUCUCCUUGGUAUCGAUCUCAUGAAAGAGGCCCUAUGGGAUACAUGGGGCAAGUGCCACAAGCUUGAGUAUCUGACCAUUCUUGCCAUUGUCCUUAUCAUGGGCGUCCAUGACUUCGUUGUUGGUAUUUUCGUCGGUAUCGUCCUAGCCUGCGUCAGCUACGUGGUACAGAGCUCACGUCAUCCUGCCAUUCGGGCGUCCUACAGCGGCGUGGUCGCCGAGUCAACUGUUCGACGGCCGCCAGCCGAUACCCGCUACCUGAAUAAGGUACGAGGCCAAGUCCGCGUCAUCAAACUCGGUGGUUUCCUUUUCUUCGGAACGAUUGUAUCUGUCGAAGAGUACAUGCGGUCUUUGAUCGAGGACGACAACUAUGAGAAACAUCCCAUUGGCUUCAUCAUUGUCGAUUUUAUGCAUGUCAAUGCUGUGGACUUCUCCAGCUCGGAAGGUUUCCAGCGUAUCAACCGCAUCUUGAAUCGCAAAAAUGUCAAGAUGGUUCUCUCGGGUGUGUCAUUCGCAAACGAUGUCGGUCAAGCUCUUCAGAACGUCGGGUUACUGGAUGAAGAGGAGGGCGAUGAUGAUUGCCCGCCGCCACAGGUUUUCGAAGACCUGAAUACAGCGCUCGAGUCUUGCGAAAAUGAGCUCUUGGAAGUGUUCCACAGGCACUGCAAUAUGCAGACAUCGAGGAGUCAACACAACACACCACCGAUGACUAUUUCCAAAGGUCUAUCUGUGAACGGCCAAACAGCUACAGGCGGCUCGCCUACCUCAUCCUUCGGCGCCAGCUCGCUGAAUCCCGUUUUCGCGUCGCCCCGUCGUGGUGCCCGCCUCGUUGCCGCGCGCUCUACGAUGCGUGAGACGGGCGAUGACACUCUCUCAAUACCCGACAACUCGUCUCAGAGUCACACACCCUCAGUGCAAUCGACGCCAUCAAGAUGGAAGAACUUUGCCCAACCACUCAAAAUCAUCCUCCAAACCUUCGAAGACGUCUCCUCCAAAAACGAGGAUUUCUGGCACGUCCUCGCACCCUACUUUGAGCGCAAAGAAUACCCCGCUGGUGCACUUCUCUACUCGCGCGGCGACGACCCGGACGGCUUCUACAUCCUCGAAAAGGGUCGCUUUCGUACGGAAUACGAGCUCGACCAAGGCAGCUUCUUCGAAGUCAUCCUACCUGGCACAACGUGUGGCGAGCUGCCCUUCUUCAGCGAAACGGAUCGCACGGGCACGGUGGCAGUGGAAAACGAUAGUGUAGCAUGGUUGCUUACGAGGGAGAAGUUCAAUGAGCUUGAGAAGAAAGACCAGGAGGCUGCGAGAGAGUUAUUGAAGGUCGGGUUGAAGUUGACCAAGGAGAGGAUGGAUGCUAUUACGAGUUACGUGCUUGUAACUGCUUCAUAG
Messenger RNA from Cucurbitaria berberidis CBS 394.84, 3348 nucleotides. RefSeq names its product sulfate transporter family protein-like protein. The transcript has 4 exons. Lineage: Eukaryota; Fungi; Ascomycota; Dothideomycetes; Pleosporales; Cucurbitariaceae. Gene Ontology annotation, cellular component: membrane. The record is from RefSeq and is a predicted model, not a curated record. Bases 1 to 3348 code for a protein of 1115 amino acids.